UUGACGUUAUACGUGUUCAUUCUAUGUUUCAUAUCUUUCGUAGCUAUUUUAAUACUGUGUACGUAUUGACUUUAAUACAACUUAUGCGUUGUUGGAAUUACGAUGAAACCUGCAACGAAAAGAAAACAUAAAGUGUUAUCGAUUGAGGAUAAAGUGAGGAUUAUUAAGAGACUCGAAAAUGGCGAAAGCGGCGUAUCACUUGCUAGGAUUUAUAAUAUUGGUAAAGCAACCAUAUCCGACAUAAAGGCAAAGAAAGAAGAAGUUUUAAAUUUUGCUUCCAUUUUAAACAAUACGGGUGGUUCUAAAGGAAGGAAAACUAUGAAAAAAGCUAAUUGUGAGAAAUUAGAAGACGCCCUAUAUUUAUGGUUUAUACAAAAGCGGGAGCAAGACGAAUACGUUUCUGGACCUCUAUUGUGUAAAAAAGCGUUACAGUUAAAUAAAGAACUUGCGGGACCACCAGAAUUUAAAGCUAGUUCGGGAUGGUUGAAGAAUUUUAAAUGUCGUCACGGCAUAAAGUUCGCUAACCAAGGAGAAAGAGUGGCUCCCAAUUUUCUUAAGGAAAUUAUGAAGGAAGGAAGUUUUUCCGAAGACGAUGUGUACCAAGCAGAUCAGACCAACCUAUACUGGAAGGCGCUUCCACGAAAAUUUCUAGCAUCCCGAAUGGGUAGGGGCUAUAACUUUACAGUAAGCCAGCAACGUAUUAUUCUAAUGUUCUGUGCAAAUGUAAGUGGGCAGCAUAUUUUACCAUUACUUGUGAUCGGAAAAUUUGAAACCCUAAAAAAUUUGGAAGGAGUAACUUCCCCAUCACUAGAAUAUAGAGCACAGAAGAAUGCUGAUAUGGAUGCUGACAUUUUUUUGGAUUGGUUCAGAGACUCCUUUAUUCCAAACGUAAAAAAUAGACGACUAAUUGAAGGUAGAACUAAUAAAGUGCUACUUCUUAUUGACGAUGUGCCAGUUCGUCCUCUUUUAGAACAACUGAAUGCUGUUGACGAUAAUUUCAUUGUCAAGGUUUUACCAUCAGAAGAUGUUUCAUCCCUCCAGCCACUGAGGUACGAUGUCUUACAAGAACUGAGUACGAUGUAUAAAAGCCAGUUUUUGCAGCAACUACUAGACAAAGAUGAAGACAGUAUAAUUGAAUUUUUAACAAAAUUCUCACUAACGGAUUGUUGUUAUAUGUUAGCAGAUGCCUGGACUAUUUUAUCAAACGGGAUUACACCUGAGCAGGAUCUGGAUAAGGUCUUACUUGAAACUGUAACUUUAUUUCAAAAGAUCCCUGGGUUUUCCGAAUGUGGGCAAGAUGAUGCAAUGGCGUGGCUCUAUGAUCACGACAUUUUAGAUGAAGAGGAAAUUGUUGCUGCCCAGUAUCAAGAACAUGCCGUCGUUAAGCGAGAAGGUUCUGAUAGCGAAGAACAAGAAGAAACCGGAAGUGGGCCUACUCACGUGGAGGCUUUCACGGCCCUUGAAACUACAUUGGCGUGGUGUAAGCGACAGCCAGAAUUCAGUUCUUCCGAAAUAUUAGUUCUGAAAAAAAUAAGAGAUGUGGCUGCGAUGAAAAUACAGUCGUCUUAAUUUGAA
Molecule: messenger RNA, 1575 nt
Organism: Anoplophora glabripennis (Asian longhorned beetle)
Lineage: Eukaryota; Metazoa; Arthropoda; Insecta; Coleoptera; Cerambycidae
Product: tigger transposable element-derived protein 2-like
Exons: 1
Coding region: 103-1569 (488 amino acids)
Cellular component (GO): nucleus
Molecular function (GO): DNA binding
Source: RefSeq, a predicted model, not a curated record